This is a messenger RNA of Tachyglossus aculeatus (Australian echidna), 824 nucleotides long. RefSeq names its product transmembrane protein 273 (gene TMEM273). Bases 60 to 350 code for a protein of 96 amino acids. The record is from RefSeq and is a predicted model, not a curated record. Lineage: Eukaryota; Metazoa; Chordata; Mammalia; Monotremata; Tachyglossidae. The transcript is spliced from 6 exons.
GGAGGACGAUUUUAGUGCCGAGGUAAAUCAGUCUGCUUGUGGAAUGCACCACCAUCUUGAUGGCAAGGAUGAGCUUGCUUCCUGAGAGCCUAAGGACUUUCCUCUUUUUCCUAAAUUUUUGUGGAGCUCAAGUUUUGGCCACUGAAGUGUCUAUCAAUGAGGAAGUAGAUGUUAAAUAUGCUAUCAUUGGGACCAUGCUAGGAGUAAUCAUUUCCGCUAGUUUUCUACUAGUAAAGAUCUGCAUGAUGAGGAAGCACAUGUUUGACAAUGAGCUAGAAGACCCUAGAAGAAACCUCAAAAGGUGCCAGUUGAGUUCAUCGGAUAGAGAUGGCCAAGUGAUUGAAUUAUAACCAGGAAUGAUUUCUCAAUGGAAUGUGAUCAGCUUGGGUAACUGCCUGCUUUACAGCCCACCAGAGAGCCUGCUGACAAAGCUCAUCUCCAAACCUGUCAAUUCAGUUGCACAAGGGGCCCAUUUAAAAAUCAUAUUUAAAAUCUCAUGUCCCUUUAAGAACUGGAAACCCUUUGAACACCUCAAUCGAUUCGUCAAGUCGUGUUUAAUGACUGCUUACUAGAUGCAGAGCAUUGGGCUAAGUAUUGGUGUUUAUCAACCAAAUAGCCAGAAUCAGAGAUGAAAGAGACUGAUAUUCAACAGGAGCAGUAGGAGAAUCACCCCCAGAUUUGGGGGGAAAUGAGGAUGGGUCUUAACUGAGAGUGAAAGUCAUAUUAAAGAAAAGCGAACAAGGGAGAGACCAUGAUCAGUGACAAGAUGGGGGAUUUUUGAAUCGACUUUUUUUGCCUAUUGGUGCCUUUAAUCAAUCAAUCAA